UAUUAACAUAGAGUGUUUUUAAAUUUUAAUCGCUGUUUGUAAACACUAGAAUAAAACAUUAAUUAACAUGGAUUUCUGUAUGAAAGGACUGAUAGCAAAUGUUAUGCUGGAUAUAGUGAACUUCUUAUCAUACAUUGAUGAAUUUGGAAGGCCGAAUUGCAAGUAUUUCAACUAUGUUCUCAAUAAAUUAGGAUUUAUGCAUAUUUUUUUGUACAAGAACCGGAUAUUCAGGAACAAGUCAUACAUCAUAAUUAAGUUUGCUGACAACACUUUAAUAGCUCUGAAGAAAAAAUUUCUCGAAGAAAAGUCAAAUUUAAGGAGAUCAGCAUUAAUAUUCCUAAUCAGCAAAAUAUAUUUCACUGACGAUGUGGCAACAAAUCUAAAAUUAAGAGUAGUUAAGGAUGAAUGGGAACAAUUUCUUAAGUUCUUUAAUAACGUUAAGCAGCUUGAAGAAUAUCAGGAUGUCUGUAUUAUGUUUUGUCAUUUAUAUACAGAAAACUUCUUCAGAUUCACAAUGAAGAGUAUCACAUUGGCACUGGAUUAUGGAGAAAAUCAGCAGUCGAACGUAUAUGACAUUUCUUCCACGACAAUGUUUUGGAAUGAACUGGACGAUGACGUUAAAAAUAUGAACCAGAUAGACGUGGAGGAAUUAAAGAAACUAGAUGAGCUUCGAAAGCAGUCAAUUCAGCCAUUUGAACAUUCAAUUCCAGAAGUCGUUAAAGUAUCAGAAAUAUUCAACGAAUUUGCGGAUGUCCAAAAAGCACUUGAUAAAUUCAAAGAAGCCGAAACAUCCAAGAAAACUCGAAGGGAAAUGCUUCAAGUCUGUCGAGACUACCUCAAAACCAACACUUUGCCCAGUUCUAGAAAAUCUGAAGAUGAUAUAAGCAGCCUGACAUCAAUUAUACAACCAAGCACAUCCAAAACAGCCCUUCGAAAAUUAUCAAAAUUAGAUAAUUCUUCAGAUUCUGACACUGAAUUGGAUAUCCUUAAAAGUUGUUAUGAAUAAAGCAUGUCCAUAAACU
Messenger RNA from Chironomus riparius, 1022 nucleotides. NCBI's taxonomy places the organism in Eukaryota, Metazoa, Arthropoda, Insecta, Diptera, Chironomidae. The record is from the annotation of a GenBank genome assembly.